UCCAGACAAGGGAAGCGCUUCAGCUGGUACGGAGCCCCGUGCGGCGCAGAGACGCAGACAAUAGCACCGAGAGCGGUCUGUGUGCGGGGACAACGCGCUGUCUUUAUUUGUGCCAUUUUGGAUUACUUCCACUGUUAUCCCAUCGGCUGUCUAUACCCAACGCUGGUUCGGUCCCUCAUGCUGAUCGCAUACUCCACUUGGUGAUUGUUCGCGCCAACGCCAUGAGUGGGCUGUUCAAGAGGAAGUUUGAGGAGGUGGAUGAGGACCCAUGCUACUCCUCACCCUCCUCCUUCUCCUCCGCCUGCUCAGGCUGGGACUCUGAGGGGGAGAGCUGCUACUCGGACACCCUGGAUUCCACUCCCAGCAACCCCAGCUCCCCGGCAACACAUUUCAACACAACGUCCAUCCUUAAGAAAUCCAAGCGAGCGCGGCGGGGCAACGUGACCUUUGACCAGGUGACGGUGUUCUUCUUCCCCCGGUGCCAAGGCUUCACCAGUGUUCCGAGUCGCGGAGGGUGCACUCUGGGCAUGAUGCAGCGACACAGCGUGCUCCGCACGUACACGCUUGCCGAGUUUGCGGUGGAGCAGCGUCUCCUACGCAGGGAAAAGGUCCUCAACCGACUCAGGGAGGAGAAGCUGGAGGCUCUCAAAUUAAAGCUGACUAAGAAUGGCACCCAAGAGAACGAGGAGGCGGAGCGCCUGACGGUGGACGACAUCCCCGAGCAGGACGUCGACAUCAGUGGGGCCAAUUUGGACGAGGGCUAUUUCCUCCAGCCGUACCCGCCCAAAUGCCGCUACGCACUGCUCAAGGCAGCCGGGAUGAAGAAGAUCGACAAGGAGGAGAAGAGGCAGCUGCAUGAGCUGAGAAUCUCCAGGGAGAACUGCGGUUGCGACUGCCAGGGCUUUUGCGAGCCUGAGACGUGUAGCUGCAGCCUGGCCGGCAUCAAAUGUCAGAUGGAUCAUUCCUCGUUCCCAUGCGGCUGUACCAAGGACGGCUGCGGGAACACAGAAGGCCGUAUCGCGUUCAACUCCACGAGGGUCCAGACGCAUUACAUCCACACGAUCAUGAAGCUGGAGCUGGAGAAGAGGCUCGAGGAGCAGUCGUGCACCGAGGAGGUGAACACCUUGCCAGCGGUGCCCUCCUUCCCCUUUAGUUCAGAACUAGCGGCAGCUGGAGAGAACAGUUGCAGCAGCGAUAUGACGGACUUAUCGGACUCGUCUGGGCAGAGCGAGGACUCUGAGGCGGGCGAGAGCCGGUGUGAGCGUCGCGCACAGCUGGAUGUGGAUGAGAAGGGCCUGAAGCGCAUUUUGAGCUUCAGCGACACGGGGAACGGCUCCAGAAGUAGCAGGGAGGGUGGCGACUGUAAAAGCAUUCGCUGCCCAGAUCAGCAGCAGCCGUGCACGGAGGCGUUUAGUAGCUUCAGCAUGGUGGACUUUGCGGACGAGAAUGACAAUAUAGAUGCCACGCUGUUGGACGAUCACACGGACAAUCGAGCUGCAGCCAUCUCAGAACUUUUGGACGAUAACGCCAACCAGGGAAACGGCCUGUUCCAUGGCAGUAGUGUGCCACACACGCCCUCCCCGACCGUCGACCGCUCGGCAAGCUACAACAUGGACCUGAGUCUCUCUUCGGAGUCCGACCUGGAGUUUUUUGACGGUUUCCCCUGCUUGGGGCCCAGCUCGCUCUACAACUCCCUCAAGGAGUACGAACACAUGGACAACUUUUUUCAGUUUCAGUUUCCUAGUUACUCCAGCCUCCCUCCGCCGAGCGACCCCGGGACCUGCCUCCUGGAGUCGCUGAUUGGCCUUUCAGAAUCCGUUCCAGAACCCCCUGCCACAUUUACAGACAAUCAGCUGUUGGAGGAAGCCAUGAAGUUGUCUGUGAUGGAGUCUGUGAAAGUUUGACAAAAGGUGAAAAUGUGUGGACGGUGCAAGAACAAAGACAGGAGUUUUGGAGGGGACCGAAGAAAUGCACAUAAGAAGUCAAUGUCGACGUGAUAUUUGGAGGAAGCUGUGAUUUCCCCUCUUGCCUAAUAAAUGUUCAAAUUCAAGACUUGCCUUCAAAACGUUAGCAAAGCAGUUUGGGAUUAUUGCUGUGAGAGAUGGCAGCUAGUGUUAAAAGUGAAAAGAUGCAAAACGGAGAUCAAUUUGACCAGGCCUACAGAAACCAAUGACGGCUCUCAGUUCCUAAGAAAGCUCUUUUAACCAAACCAAGAUCAGCAUCCAGAUGGUAAACAGGAAUCCACCUUAACCGGGGCCAGGCUGGGAAUCUCUACACAGCUGAAUGUGCACCUCAGGGAAUUUUUUCUAGCUUUCUAGCUUUUGGAGGCAAUGUAUGGUGACCAUUGCUGUGAUGGCCUUCAUAUGGAAUCUGAGUCAAAUCACAACAAAGUCCUGUUCAUGUUUUCCCUUUGGGCUUACGCCCAGAUGACUUGAGUAUAGGGUCCUCCCUGUGUUGAAUCUUGGAGCUAGUGGACUCUUUCUCCUCAAGAUCUCCUUUAAGGGUCUUAUAUGGUACACAAAAUCCCUCUAAAAGCUCCUCGAUCAGCACUUUAUCUGUGAAAAUAGUUAUGUAUGAAUAGGCAUUGUUGUGGUUGUAUGGGAUCGAUUCAACAGUCAAACGCUAAAUUAUGGCGUUUCUUAAUUAUGAGCUGGGUAACUAGAAAUAAUGCUGAUGCCAUUUAAAGCUGUAGCUUGUAUUGUCUUUAUUGCUUUUGUUUUAAAUUAUUUCCUUCAUGAUAUUAUUCUAUUUAUUUCCGAUAAACGCCUACUUUCACUCGAGAAGCACUGUGGUUUGAUAUUUUCACCUAAAAGUGCAAUCUUCCUUCCUUCUUUCCCAUUUCAUAUUAAGUCAUUGCUAUGGGAAAUGGGACCACAAGUCCAUCAGAAAGUAUUUAAUAUCUAUUCUCUUUUACAUUUUACCUUUUUUUUGUAACUUAUUACAUCAUCAUUUCAUUUAGCUAUUUAAUUUAAGACAUUUUGGCAAUAAAAUGGGGUGUUGUGAAGUUUACUGGAUGUGCCUGCUUAUCAGGGGAGCCACGCCUGCCAAUGGUGUGUGCACAGUGCUUCCAUUUAAGCUUUGGGACUGAAAACUGUGGAAUCUCCCGAAUCACUGAAACUAAAUUAUGGGUCUAUUGUAUCGCUGCCUAUAAUGUAACAAUAGAAAAUUACACGAAUAUUUUGUAACUAAUUUAUGUAGGGUGAAAAAAAGAAUUCUAAUCACUUACAAAUUGAAUAUUUUAUUAAGAAUGCGAAAUGAGUCAUUUUCAAUCUGGGAGAAGCUUUGUAAUAUAUGAAUUAUAGAGAAAUGUAUACUUAUGAAGGUUAUCGCUCUCUAGCGUUCUAAAGUAUUUUUAAUAGGCAGACUUAUGGUUAGAUAUCUUAGAAAUGCCACUAAAAAAAAUUGCAAAGAUCAAUUUGAUUGUAUUCUGAAUUGCUUGGAAGUCUGUGACUUGGGUUACAAUAUGUACUACAUACCACAUGUAAAGGGGUUUUGUGCAUAACAACUGCAUAUAUUAUACAGUUCUUAUUACAUACAAACCCUAAGAAAAUGAAGCGUUGCCUCAUUCAUAAUAGAACAAGACCUUUCAAAGGUGAUUCUGUCACCAGUGUGAACACUUGAGGACACGAGAGAGUUGAUGUACAUAUCUCACCCUUUCUACGGCUGUUUCAACAGCCUUUCUGGACCCUUUAGAAAAUAUGCAUGCAGGUCCUGUUUGUUAAAACUUGUUCUGAUUAAUUGUAUACUUUGAAAAAGUGCUGAGUGCACAUUGGAAAUGUAUUAUUCGCUUUUUGCUUUUUUAAUUACUUUGAAAUCCAUCCGAUAUAUGUUCUUAUGCCAAGAAGAGGGCACUGAUUUUUGCAAGCAAACAUUUGUUUCUCUUGUAUAAAACAUCAAUUCUCAUAAAGAAAUGGCAACAGUGAGUGUUUAUCAAUGUAAUGUAUUACAGUUCAGCUUUUUUAAAAUUUUAUUUUCAAAAGAACGUGUCUUACUUUUUUGCCUUUUGUGUUGUACAUAUUUCUGCUUGAAUGGUCCUGCAGAGCAAACAAAGCUGCUUUAUUUUUUACAUAUUCACACUUUAACCUGCUGUUAAAAAAAUACUUUCAUCUAAGCCAUUUUGACAGCCUGUCCCUCCAAAUAAUAAUAAAAAAAACAUUUUCUAAA
Messenger RNA from Pseudoliparis swirei, 4164 nucleotides. It is a transcript of the gene csrnp1b, whose product is annotated as cysteine-serine-rich nuclear protein 1b. The record is from RefSeq and is a predicted model, not a curated record. Lineage: Eukaryota; Metazoa; Chordata; Actinopteri; Perciformes; Liparidae. Gene Ontology annotation, molecular function: DNA-binding transcription factor activity, RNA polymerase II-specific; sequence-specific DNA binding. The transcript is spliced from 5 exons. Gene Ontology annotation, cellular component: nucleus. Gene Ontology annotation, biological process: regulation of transcription by RNA polymerase II. Bases 222 to 1904 code for a protein of 560 amino acids.